CGUCUUACCCCAUCCCGUCGCAGCCGCGCGUCCGCCACUCGGUCUGGGCCUCCGCGGGCGCGGUCCCCCAGGACACGCCGGGCACGACGGCGUAGGCGGCCCGCAGCGCGGCGCAGCGCGCGCGGUCCGCGGCGUCGUCGGCCUCGCGCGCGUCGUCGACGGCGCGGCCCGCGUCGCGUUGCCGCGCGAAGUCGUCGACCUCCGCCUCGGGCUCCGCCGCGGCCCAGUCCCGCUCCGGCGCGGCCCAGUUCUCCUCCGGCGCCGCGGCCCAGCUCUCCGCCGCGGCCCAGCCCGGGGCCGAGGCGGCCGCGAGGUCCUCCGAAAACGCCGCGUCGACGGCCCGCGCGAGGAGGUCCGCGUCCCCGUACAGUUCCGAAAACGACGCCGCCUCCGCUCGUUCCUCCACCACCAAGCCCGCGACGCGCUUCACGAGGAGCUGGUUCUCCAAAGCUUCCUGCUCCGCGCUCAGCAGCCGCGCGGCCAGCGCCUGGCGCGCGAGGCUCGCGGCGGUUUCCGCGUCCUCCUCGCCGCCCCUUUCACAAUGCGCGUCGUGGCGGAUCGACGCCGCCAAUACGACAACUAAUAAGAGCGCCGCGGCGCCCACGGCCAGGGCCAGGUCGCGGCCGCGCAGGCGGCCCUCCCUCGUGGUCAUGCGUGAUCACUGAUCACUGCACAGGGCGGGUCAGCGCUCGAGGGAUGUAGUGAUGCGCACACUACACCGUGCAGUCGCUGGGCGUAAGAUGGAACGCGCCUCGAGCUUAGUCCUUAGCAAGCACGCUGCCCUGCACGCCUCUCGAGUGCGCCUCUUGUGA
This is a messenger RNA of Pelagomonas calceolata, 812 nucleotides long. The record is from the annotation of a GenBank genome assembly. Lineage: Eukaryota; Pelagophyceae; Pelagomonadales; Pelagomonadaceae.